GCUGCUGGGGAGGGAAGGGGCGGUCUAAGUGCAUCAGACUGUCAGCGUCGCACUCCAGUCACUGAAACUAAUCAGAGGGACACUUUUACGCCACCCAUCAAUCGGUUUACUGACUUAAUAAAUAAUCAAUCUGUCUCCUGUAACCUUGGCGGAAGUUGUGGAAACAUAAUUGAACGGAUACUUUGAAAUAUCGCCGACAACAUGGCAGAUUUUAGUAUCGAUCAGGAAAACCUGCCUGGAGUAAAAGAGGUGUGUCGGGACUUUGCCGUAUUGGAGGAUCACUGCCUGGCCCACAACCUGCAGGAACAGGAGAUUGAGAGCCAUUUGGCGUCCAACAUAAACAGGAGCCGCCUCGUGCAACAGGACCUUCUAGUGGCCAAACGUCUGCAAGAGGAAGAAGAUCUGAGAGCUAAGGAAAAAAAGCAGCAACAGCACCAAGAAUUGGAGCAGAUUGACAGUGAGAUAGCCCAGGUGAUUCAGGAGCAGCUUGUUCGCCAGGCGGAGCAGCAGAGACAACAGGAGGAGAAGGACGCGGCGAUCGCUCGUAAGUUGCAGGAGAAGGAGGAGAAGAGACGACAGAAGCAGCUGGAGACCAAACUUGAGGAUGAAUACUACGAGGAGAAAGGAGCUCGACGAGUCCCCUCCGACUCGGACUACCCCUAUGCGGAGGACGGCUCCAAAAAGCCGUCGGACUCCAGCCGGAGGAGGUACCCUGAGUACGAUCCGCCGGAGCUGGGGAGUCCCCGGCGGCACGAAAGCCCCGGCAAGGAGCGGUACCAGGACAAACGGGGCCUCAACCCCGACUACUACGGUCCCCCGGAGGGCAGGGAGAGGCAGGGCCGAGGGGCAGCAACAGAGGAGUGGGAGGAUGAGCCGGUGGUCCGCAAGAAAGAGAAGCCCGCCCGACCUCCUGCGCCCAGCUACAACACCGAGAGGCCCGUCCGACCUCCCGCGCCCAGCUACAACACCGAGAGGCCCAUCCGACCUCCCGCGCCCAGCUACAACCCCGAGAGGCCUGUCCGACCUCCCGCGCCCAGCUACAACACCGAGAGGGACCGGGAUAAGGACAGAGACCGAGAGAGAGACGGGGAUCGGGAGCGAGAUCAAGAUAGAGAUAAGGACAGAGAAAGGAGGAGGGACCGAGAUGGAUGGAGGGAUGGAGAGCGAGACAGGCAGAGGGUCCGAAGCCGAGACCGGCUGGACACGUUGGAGUCCGACAGGGUCCGAGAUCGAGAUGCAGAGCGGGACCGACACGGACACCGAAGACGAGAUGACCAAGACUGGUCCAGGGAGCAAGACCGAGGCAGAGACGGAUACGAGACCAAAGGUGGGCGUAGAGACAAAGACCGAGAUGUGUAUGAGACCAAAGAUGGACAUCGGGAGAGAGACGGGGAUCGGGAAAGGGAGAGAGAGAAGAGGCAGCACAAUGGGCGUACGAGGAGCAGAGAGAAGGAACUGGACGAGCGCACAGGCUCCUGGUCUGGCGACGAGGAGCUAAGGAACCGCCUGCGUCUCCCCUCGGGGCCUGGGGACGUGUUUGAGGAGCCCCGCAGUCCUAGCUCCCCCCGGAGGGUGGCCCUGGCCCUGGACCUGGACAAUGAUGUCCAUAGGGGGCGCUCUCACUCUAGGGAUCUCCCCUCCCUCUCCGACUCUCCUCUGGAUAGAGGUCGUGGAGGUCGAGGGGACUUUGGCGUGGUGGAGGCGCAGCAGGGCCUGAGUCGCAUGGCUCUGAGAGAGCAGGAGCUGCGGGAGCAGGAGCUGCAGGAGCUGCGGGACAUGGAGGUGGCACGGCGGAUGCAAGAGGAGGAGCUCAAGGCCAGUCAAAUUAGCAAGCGGGCAGCCCAGGCUGCCCAAGUGGCACAGGAUGAGGAAAUUGCACGGAUGUUAAUGGAGGAGGACAAGAAGGUCUUUAAGAAAGCACGGGACCGAGAGCGAGAGAAACCGCCGAUGGACAGGAGGAAACCAGAAGGCGACUGGAGGCCAGCACAAGAGGAGGUAGUACGGCCCCGAUCACGAGAGGAGUAUGACCAGCAGAGGGCCCGCAAUCAUAAAUCGUCCAGGCCUGCUCCUCCACGCACACAAGACUAUGAGAACGUGCCAGCUGGUGGCUAUGGCUACCCAGAGCCUCACUACCCCGCACGGCCCGCCACCCGACCCGACGCUGCCUACAAAGGUUCCUACUAUAAGCAGUGACGUCGGCCCCUGCUGCGUGUGCUGAAUUCUACUUCCUUAUCCUUCCUUUUGUGAAUUUUAAUUUAUUUCAUUGUCCUGUUUGUCACUGUACCUUGGUCAGAGGUGGCUGGGUCCUGUGCUUAUUCAAAACCAUCAGAGAUUUAUUUCCCAUCAUGCCUCUCUCAGGCUGACCUACUGGACAUUGGGUAGCUUUCUGAAGCAUUGUUGAUCUUUUUUAUUCUUUUAUUUUUACCCUUUCGUUUUUAUGUUGUGGUUCAAUCAGCUCAACACCAAGAGAAGGAAAAUAUGUUGCUCCUACUACUGUCCAAUCAUGACUUUCUCUGAUCAUGGAAAUCCCUGGAGGCUGUAAUGAGAGGAACUUGUUCUUUUUUUUUUUUUGUAUGGACAUGUUGUUGUUUCAUUGUUUUGUCUGAACAUGUGACAAGGAGGACACAGGAUGCUGUUUGUAUGUGUGUGGUGAUUCUCUUGUUGUGGCCAUGUGUUUGGUGUUGGUCCAGCAGAGGCUUGAGGAUCUUCUAAAUCACGUCUUAAUCCACACUGGACAGAGCUGGAUCUUGGAUCCCCUUCCUCAAGGAUGAUUUUUUUAAGUGUUUGAAACACAACAACAACAAAUUGAGAGGACAAGAAACACACACAAAAAAAACAUUUUCAAGAGCAUUGGUCAUUCACUGUAUAAUUGAACUUGAGGAGAAUAAGUUGUGGUCAUCAGUGGACACUUUGACCUUGACUGCGCAGGUCAAGUUUGGUUAUUGUCUCUGUGUCUCUAUCAGUCUCUCUCUCUCUCUCUCUCUCUCUCUCUCUCUCUCUCUCUCUCUCUCUCUCUCUCUCUCUCUACAGGAUGCAUUGCUACUGCUGUGUUUGUUUGUGUAUGCAUGCAAGCUGAAGGUAAACUCCACAGUGUUAUAUUAUAGCUCGAGAGUUUAAGUGUGAACGUAAUAUUUGUUUGUUUGUUUUCUCCCCUCCACCCUAGAUACAUACUGUACAGCAGAAACUAAAAACUGACUUUGGUCGACCCACUCAUGUUUUUUUUUUUUUUUGUAAUUCUCCUCUUCUUUCUGAAUUCUCCUUUUAUUCCAUUUUGAGCUCUUGUUGAACAAGCAACAGCAGUUUGCAAUAUUUGCAUGGUCAGUAAACAGUGAAACAUCCAACUGUGGCUAUUUGCAAAUAGGGCAUUUGAAUUUUUAUUUGUUUUUCAGUCAUUUCAGUUUCAGUUUUUCAAUAUUGUUUAAGAACAGUGAGGAACACCACUUUCAUAUGUAAAAUACUAAGGCACUAACUAAGUUGACAAAAAAAUAAUAUCAAAAAGAAACCAUUUCAUAAGCAUUGGUAGCUAAACCAGAAAAGGGAAAACAGCCAUGACCCAUAAUACAAGGUGCAAGUGUUUGUGUUUGAAUGCAUAUACUGUGUCAAACCAUCUAUGCCUUUUGGCAUGUGUGAUGCACCACACUUGCAUAUCAUACUUGUACUGUACGUCCUUCUCAUGCUCUGGGUGCUUUCCCCCUGUACAUUGUGUUCAUUUACAUUCCAAAACCAGUGAGGCCAAAGGGAUCGUACUUCCUGUUCCGUGCAUUCCCAUGCUGCACUGCAGGGAGCGUGAACUGGGUUCCUGUGGCCAAAAUUAGCAGCUGAAUCAAAAUGCACACACACACACACGGCUCCUUUUGUUGAUGCUGCCAUGCAUGUCCUGGAAGGCAGACUGUUAUCGGAGCCUGUGUGUGUUGGCAUAUCUGUGGCCAUGGGGAACAUGGUUGCAAAUAUGCUGUUUCCACAGUUAUUUUGUGAUUUUAUUGUGGUUUCCUUCUUGGUAGAGGGUUUUGAUGACUCUUCCACUGGGUCCAUUUCUGCUGUGGCUAAACUGCAUUUGGUGCAUUUUCCCUCCAUGACUUUUAUGAGCUUUCAUUAUUAUGCUGCAUAGACAUUUCUUGCUUCUGGAAAUUAAAUUGGCUCUAUGGGGUUUGUGCCAAAUAGCUCACCUUUUCAGGGAUUUGAUUGUGGUUGCACCGCGUCAGGGGGACUGACAGUUGUCAAUCAUGUUCACUAGCUUGUUCUUUAGUACUUUUCCCCUUUUCAAUUAGGACUUUGUUCUUUGAUUUAUCUUUCGGACAUCGUGAUAUUGUUUACAAUAUUGUAUCUACAUAUAAUUCCAUGUUUUUUGUACAUGACUAAUUAAAUGGGCAUCUUAUUCCAUCACGAAGAAUUCUCUGUAGUAUAACUUCUGUCCUUUCUGUUUUAGAGAAAGAAGGACUGCAUUGAAGUGAUUGGCCCAUGCCAAAAUACAGUGCUCUGACCUGCCUCUACUGCUGAUUUUUAAUUUGUUUUCUUCUGUUAUUUGUCAGUUUAUUUUACAAUAUGUUCCAUUUUUAUGUUGAAAUACAUCUAUUAUGGGCAUUCCAAACAUGUAUUCUACGUUCCCAACACCGUAUAUAGCACUAUAGUCCGAAAAAGGGGAAAUGUUGUCCAUACUGCUGGGUCUUGAACAUCAAGCUGUAGGACUUUAUUUUACUAUCUGGUCAGUUAAACCUGAAAACUUGAGUAUAAGAUUAAAUGGAAGAGCAAUUGUAAGAUCAGAGUGGGGAAAGUUCAUCAUGUACUGUAUGAGACUGCCAUUAUCCAUUUCAGGCAGUUAAGAACAAACUCAAAUGGAUUUCACACUGCAGACUUAAGACACUCCCUGAGAGCCUUAAUGCUUUUUUUGAUGUCCAUGCGAGAGCUAUCCAUGUUUUUGUAGCAUUCCACCAGUGCCUCAUAUCACUCAAGGAAAGUGGGAGCACUGUCAGCCAUUUGGGGUCUGGUAUAUUCACAAUGGCAUGGAGCACUGUUGUCAUUCCUGAAGUGGGUGUCAUUCCUUUCCCACAAUUUGACCCUUGUAAAGCAAUUUGUUCUGUCUCAUUCUAGUUCUCCAGGAUUCCAUACCUGAUGAACCAUAGUAUUGUUAGCUUAUAAAGCUGUGGUUGAAUCCCACCCACCCAACCCAACCACGCCUUCUCCUCCCAUGAGUAACUAGACCAAGGUGUGACCGCUAGUUGUCAUGACAAUGGCCCUCUUGUACAUUGAGCUCUAAAGACUCCUUGUCAAUACAUUCCAUUCAUGCAUGGUGUGUCUUUUGAGGUUUUGUUUUAACUCUCUGAACAGGACAUCUAUACUGUAUUCAUAUGCAAUGGGGUAUUCCACACAGUCUGUUUACCCUUUGACCUGAAAGCUGAGUAUUUGGUGUGAUUGUGUAUGCUGGAAGCUAAUCUGCUGGUUAUCCAACUAUCUUUGGUAGUUACAAUUAAGAUAGUUAGCCUUAUGCUGAUGUUUUUUAAGCAAACUGUCCCAUUUAACAUAUCCAUUUACAAGAAGUUCACAACCAAUUUCCCAUUAACUUUGGGAGUUUGCUUUUGUGUAUAUGUUUGUUUCUGAUCAGCUCAUUUGGAGCUCCGUGGCAACACCACACUCUUGUGCAUGUUUUAUGCUGAGCAGCUUGAGCUUGGUGGACAUACACAUCCUCUGGGUGCUGACUUCGAUUUCAGUCAUGUCCGUACUCAGUAGGCAAGAGAAUGAGUCUCACUUCAGAUGUAGUUUAAUCACUUGAACAGUUUAAUUAACCUUCAGAGUCCUCCAGGGGUAAAUCAAGGACUUAAUCAUGUGAACCGUAAUUUUUCACUGGAAUUCAAUAAUUGAAAAUCAGCUGAGCACAAAACAAGUAGUAGUAGGUUCUUUUGAAUGGUGGCUCGAUCAACUGUUUACAGCAUACCAUCAGCAUUUACAACUAGAAGGGUCUGAGAAUGCAGACCUUUGUCAGGGCCAUACGCCAUGUCGCACAACAUUAGCAAAAGUGAAACUACAGGAGUCUUCUCAAACUUUGACCCAUUCAACACCUUUACACUUUCAUGUCAAAAUCAGGCCUGUAGCUUUUCAGUAAACCUGCACAUAGACAAACACUGGCAGAGGUAAUCAUGCAGCCUACCAUUGUUCAGGCCAUAUUGUAACAAAACCAGCAGCAGUAGUACAACAGGCUAAAUGACUUCAUUUGAAAAUGAUCAGGUUUAACUGGUUGAUGGUUGCUGUCAGUAUGGUAGUUUGAGCUACAAUCAUUGUGUCCUAAUCAGUUUAUAAGACUUUAUUGGACUGUUGGUGGCACUAAUAUUAAAUGUUGGAACAAUUGUGAAAACAUUGGGGGCAGUUUCUCUCACUCCCUAGCAUUGUUUAUCUUUACAAUGCAGGUUUACUGUCAUGAAGCACACAAACCUGCUCUUAUCCCAAGUUUGGUACACUGGGGUUACGGUAUAUCAAAAUACUUGUCUUGUGUUUCUUAUACUGUGCUGAGGUAAAUGUUAGUAUGAUUGGUGUUGGUAUCAUUCCCAUUGCAGACAACGUGAAAUUCAAGUGCAAUUUUUUAAUCCAAUACUCUUUUGUUUUGGGGAAUGAGUGGGAGAGACCAGUUCAAAUUAUUGUAGUAUACAGUACAGUUACUCUGGAACAAUCACGUGUGUUUUGCAAAUUGCAACAAUUAGUCUUUAUCAUAAGAUUCAAAUGUGAUUUCCAUAUUUAUUUUUUACAUUUGCUAGAGUGUGUAUAUACACUGUAGCAAAUUACUUGGUGAGGUUAUGAUUUCAAAAAAGAUUGUAACAAUGUUUUGGCUGCUUGGAGCAAUAAAGUCAUGCUGCUUAGCAGAGAAACAGUU
Molecule: messenger RNA, 6859 nt
Organism: Alosa sapidissima (American shad)
Lineage: Eukaryota; Metazoa; Chordata; Actinopteri; Clupeiformes; Clupeidae
Gene: ccdc50a
Product: coiled-coil domain containing 50a
Exons: 12
Coding region: 202-2193 (663 amino acids)
Cellular component (GO): cytoplasm
Molecular function (GO): ubiquitin protein ligase binding
Source: RefSeq, a predicted model, not a curated record